AUGAACGUGAGCGGGGUGUGGAUGGGGCCGUUCGGAGAGCGGGUGGUGCGCUGGGACAGGCAGCGGGGCUCAACCCGGUCAGAGAUGUGCCCACCCGGGCCGCCGUCCGAGGGCCUUUGGGUCGGGGCCCUUCUCUACUGCAGCCAAACCCGGGUCCUCGCCUCUCCCACCCCCACCGCGCACGGCUCUAACCCCAGCCCCCUGUGCUUUGUCUCGGUGCUUCUAGGCCUGGGGGAGGAGCCACGCAGCCCGCGGACACUGAGGCUGCUCCUGGUGGGCAAAACGGGCAGCGGGAAAAGCGCCACCGGAAACAGCAUCCUGGGCCGGAGAGAGUUCGAGUCUAAACUCAGCACUCGACCGGUGACCCUGACCCUCCAGCGGGGCAGCCGCGGCUGGGCCGGGCGGGAGCUCGAGGUGAUCGACACCCCCGACAUCCUGUCCCCGCGGGCCGGGCCGGAGGCGGCGACAAGGGCCAUCUGCGAGGCGGUGGCCUUCUCGGCGCCCGGGCCGCACGCCCUGCUGCUGGUGACGCAGCUGGGCCGCUUCACCGACGAGGACCGGCGGGUCGUGCGGCGCCUGCAGGAGGCCUUCGGGGUGGGCGUCCUGGCGCACACGGUGCUGGUGUUCACGCGCAAGGAGGACCUGGAGGGCGGCUCCCUGGAGGAGUACGUGCGGGCCACCGACAACCAGCACCUGGCCCAGCUGGACGCGCUGUGCGCGCGGCGCCACUGUGCCUUCGACAACGCGGCGGCCGGCGCCCGGCAGGAGGCGCAGGUGCGGGAGCUGCUGCAGAUGGUGGACGGCGUCCUGUGGGAAAACGAGGGCCGCUCCUACAGGUACCCGGCCUACCGGGACCCCCGGCAGCGCAGCCUGCUGCGGGCCGCGCGGGAGACGCCGAUCAGCCGCGGGCAGGGCUCCGAGGGGGCGCCCCUCCAGGAGCCCCUGCUGGAGGGACUGUGCCAGUUCCAGAAGGAAUUCGAGAAGGCUCACAGACAUCUGCUCAAGAGCGCGCCCAUCUGA
Odobenus rosmarus divergens (Pacific walrus) is the source of this 1020-nucleotide messenger RNA. RefSeq names its product GTPase, IMAP family member 6 (gene GIMAP6). The coding region runs from base 1 to 1020 and encodes 339 amino acids. Gene Ontology annotation, cellular component: cytosol. Gene Ontology annotation, molecular function: GTP binding. Lineage: Eukaryota; Metazoa; Chordata; Mammalia; Carnivora; Odobenidae. The record is from RefSeq and is a predicted model, not a curated record. The transcript is spliced from 2 exons.